Messenger RNA from Ostertagia ostertagi, 1935 nucleotides. The record is from the annotation of a GenBank genome assembly. NCBI's taxonomy places the organism in Eukaryota, Metazoa, Nematoda, Chromadorea, Rhabditida, Trichostrongylidae.
AUGGAUCUCGAACGAAGUCUUCCCAAUUUAAGCAUCGAUGACAUGCCAUGGCGGUCACAACACGAUCAACCUCAGCAGCCGUGGGCUUCCGGCAUGCCUGGUGGAGGAGCAUCAGGCGGUCAAGCUGGAUGGGGUCACAUGUCACCACAACAGAUGCGUAAUCCAUGGCAGGACCCAAACGCACUCGCUCAAGGCGUAAAUGAUGCUCUGGGAAUCGGCGCUACUCCUGGUGGUCAAGCAAGUUGGGGUGCGCCAAUGGGAGCGGCACCAGGCGACUUCGGUGAGGCCGCGAAAAUCUGGUCCGACCCUCACGUAGAUCAACAGCAACAACAAUUUAACCCCAUGCACGGACAUCAUCGAGGUAUGAACGGUAUGAUGGAUCCGCAAGGUGGUAGCGAUUGGAUGGGUGCAACUCCAGGUCUCAACCAGAUGCCGUUGUGGAGCGAUUUACAGAAACAAGAACACGAUGGGUACUGGAAGCAUCAGCAACAAGCUGGAGGAUGGGGCGGACCACCAAGUGGUAUGGGUGCUUGGCCACCACGUCAGAUUCAUCCAAAUGCACCACCUCCACAACAUGGUGCACAUGGGCAACCACCGCGAAUGUUCGUUCAGCGACCUCCACAAGUAUGGGCUCCAAAUGGCGGAAUGAUGGGUGGACCUCCUGUUGGGAAACAAGCUAUGCCAUGGGACCAGCAACGUCUUACCGGUAUGCCACGAGGUGGAAUGGGGCGAGGUGGUCCUGCCGGCGGUCGCUAUCCUCCUGGCGGCAUGGAUAUGAGUGUUCCUCCUCCAAUUGAUCUACCUGUUAGUUUAUUUCGUGCGAAUAGCCUGAAAGUGUCAUCGAUUGGUUUGCAAUUCCAGCUGAGCGGAAUGUCAGGAAUGCGACAGAUGGCUCCUCCUAAUGCAGCUGGAACGUGGAAACCCGAGAUCGGUGUCGCUCCGAAUGGAAUUCGAGGGCCAGCAGCGUUUGGUCAAAUGGCUGCUCCUCUAAUAAUGUCCGGUAAGCCUCAAGCUGCUCCAAGUCAGUUCCCAAUUGGCGGCGUUGACGAUCUGAUGUGGCACGAUCCUAACGGAGAUCUGAAGAAGUGGCAGCGCGACACUGGUGUCUCGUUGUGGGGUGAUCCGGAGAAAAAUAAUGAACGACCAGUACGCUUGUGGAUGAUCGGUGAAGGUGAAGAAGAGGAUCUCGAAGUAGCGCUGAUGAAGUGCCCGGUGCCGCAGAAGAAGGUGGAUGGAAGUAAUGAAGAUGGAUCAGCACGAUUGCCAUUUCCAAUCCCAUCCAAACGUCCCAUUGUUGUCACCGGUUGGGGUGAACUGCCAGAGAACGAUCCUAAUAAUCCAAUAAAGCAUGAUGAAGCUCAACCGGGUUCCGGUAAAUGGGGCGAUCUACCGUCACAUUCUCAACAUGCUACUGACUCGCCAUGGUUCUUGCCUUCUCAGCAACAGCCUCAACCAUUUGCCCCCGAAGCGCCAGCAUGGGGCCAGCCUAAUACGGCUGCAGCUCCAAUGCCCCCUGGUCCCUCACAACCCCACACUCAAGCCGUUGCUGAUCAAUUGAAGUAUGCGGUUGAUAAGGGUUAUCUUGACAUGUCGGUGCUGCAACAAAUGAACUUACCGCCUCAUGUGCUCCAACACAUGAAUAAAAUGCUCGCCUUGAUUCCUGCUCUGGAAUGUUGUGAAGCCGAGCUUAAAAUGCUUGUAGAUAGUGUACGACCUGAUGGUGAAGUCGACGGCAACAGUCCGCAAAGAUGGAUGAAUGAUGUACAAAAGGUAGAGUAUAACCGCUUGAUCAUCGAAGUGACGACGGUGAAAAUCGAGGUGGCAGAGCUGUCGAAGAAGAUUCAACGCGGUUUGGCCGACGCUGGCAUGUCGAGCGGCAGUGCCGCUGUCGAAGGACUUAGCUCCGACGCCUACCACUACUCAUUCCUCGAGUAG